Molecule: messenger RNA, 3066 nt
Organism: Colletotrichum acutatum
Lineage: Eukaryota; Fungi; Ascomycota; Sordariomycetes; Glomerellales; Glomerellaceae
Product: fungal-specific transcription factor
Exons: 3
Coding region: 1-2670 (889 amino acids)
Biological process (GO): DNA-templated transcription; regulation of DNA-templated transcription
Cellular component (GO): nucleus
Molecular function (GO): DNA binding; zinc ion binding; DNA-binding transcription factor activity, RNA polymerase II-specific
Source: RefSeq, a predicted model, not a curated record
AUGGGUAUUCUAGCUCUGGAACCUCAUCCCCGUUUGGCCGCCCCAGACUCUCCGCCCGGGCUGGUUAGCCCAUCAUCAUCAUCUUACUCCUCCAGGCCAUCUCCUCCUGCCGAAAAGCUCUGGGACACCAGGUUUGGUCCCAUAUCCCCUCCCAUGUCCAACUACGAUCAUGGCUCGGCGGCCGAUGUGUCGACUGCCGGCAAAGGUGCUGAAGGCGGUUCGUCCCGUAAGGAUUUGACACAAGGCGCUCCUCGUCAGCAACUGCCAUCACUGAGCAGUCUCUUUGGACCUCCUCCACCACUCCGGCCGUUGCAUUCUCCGCUGGCCGAGCGACCGGCCCCUUACCCGGCGACGUCUCCCUUGGAUCGCCCGCGUAUGCCGCAACCUCACAAUGAUCGCUCUUAUGCCACAUCGUACUUCCCGCCUCAGGAAAGCUCUCCAACGAUGUCCCAGCCGAGGAGUACCUACGAUGCCAGAUAUGACCACGAGAGGCAGGCCUUGCAUGGCUUGUCCCGUUCCUUCUCCGGCCCUGGAUCACCGAGAUACCGCGAGUCCGAACACAUGCGUCCAGAGUCGAGAUCUGACGUCGGGUUGAGCAGCAAGUGGUCGAUGCAUCAUGACGCUGGAAAGCACGAGUACGCCCUGGUAUCCAGAGAGAACCAGCCUCCACUGCGGGCUUCACAUGACAGGAUGUCCUAUCAAUAUUCAAGCAACAAAGACUCUGGCUCUUCCUACCGGGAUCAGCGCUCCCCUUCUGGACCUGGUCUCUUGCAGGCAUCGGCCUCUGCCAGUACGACGACCUCGGAAGGGAUCCCAUCUAAAGAUGGUCUUGGUCCGAAGAUAUGGACGGGAAGCCACUUUCUCCCACGAUUCGUUCGUGCUGCCGAAGUGCCGGGUGAAGGGAUGUGUUAUUUCUACGACGAUGGAAGUCACUGCAAGACGGUCAUUGAUGGCGAGGCAGUCAACGCUCACUGGGGUGUGACAAAGGCAGGAAAGCCAAGAAAGAGACUGGCGAUUGCGUGUGUUACCUGCAGGGAAAAGAAAAUCAAGUGCGACCCGGACUAUCCUCGCUGCGUCCAAUGCGAGAAAUUUGGCAGGAUCUGCAAGUUCAAGAACGCACCGCGAGGUGGCCACAACACCUCCCCAUCCACGCCUCCUGCUGAACCAGAGGACUUGAGACGCCUGGGAGGCUCGGCCAACUCGAACGACAUGCACCGCCCUGGCAGCAACUCCAGCGCGUCAGUUUCUCCUCGAACCACGUACCGUCAGCCCAGCCCGGAGCCUUCAAUGCCUCAUAAGAGGAUGCGCCUCGGUUUUGACUCGUACCCCUCGAUGCCGAGCGACUCUUCCGCCUUGAUGAGCCGGACGCCAGAGACGGCAAAGGUCAACGCCUGGCAACACCGCCAGCCGAUUGAGCUCCCUCGGAUCCACGAGGACGUGCUUCACCGAGCAUGGCAAUCAGACCCGUAUGUUUCCCACCCGCAGUCAGUUAGCACCGUAAUCUCCUCCUUCUUCGUACACACGGUCAGCACCAUGGCCCUUUGUUUCUUGCCCGAGACACCGUUUAAAUCCUGGUUGACUGGUAAUGCUUACACAAAGUCUCCAGAAGACCUGAUGCUCACCUAUAGCAUCCUCGCCGUCGGGGUCACCUUGUCAGGUGGACCAAGAACAAUCGCCUCCGAAUACGCUCAGGUCGCACGGGAAGGCUUUGCUGAGAGCCGGAGGCGGACAUACUGGGCAUGUUUUGUGCUAGAGCGACUCAACGGCAUGUUCCCCGACCGCCUUGGCAGUCUUACUCCUUUAGACAUAUUCAUCCGGUUACCAUGCGAAUCGGAUGUCUUUCAAAGUCAACGGGCUUCUCAGGCACCCUUCUUUCCGGCACUCGCUUCGACUUGGUCCAAAAUGGCGGAUCAACGUUUAGCCUUAACAGCACAUCUCAUCCAGCUGGUGGGUGUCUGGGGAGACAUCAUGUCUAGCGUCUACAGGAAUGAACACGGCCUGCCCUCGGAUGGAGAACCAGCAGUACUUGUUGAUAGCUCUGUGAAGAGGCUACUCAGCUGGCGUGAAUCGCUUCCUGGACAGUUUACCUACAGUCCAACCAAUAUGGACCUGGCUGCUCAGGCUGGAACCCUCAGCACAUUCCUUACGAUUCAUCUUCUGUUCCACCACGGUCUCGUAAAGGUCCACCGGCACUCGUACGCCUCGGGCCGAAUAUCGGCAGCGACACGAAUGCAAUAUCUCUCGAGGAUCCAAGAGGAAGCUAAACAAGUACUGCAGAUCACGGGCGUGUUGGAAGCACUCCUUCAAGCUCGGCGAACCCCACUGAGCGCGCCGCCUCCAUUCAUGAGCCAUGCGAUAUUGGAGGCUGCCGACGUUCUCACUGCGGAGGGUUUGUUAUCAGAGCUUCCUGUGCUUUUGGAACAAUUGGCUGUUGCAAGCGCUAUAGUCGAAGCCGCAAGUAUGGUUUGGAAUGAGGCACGCGUUCAUUGGGCCGCACUGGAACAUCGACAGGACAUUUUACGUAUUCUGCGAGAUCUUCAGCCCGGAGCAGCAUCAGCCAUUGGCGGCAGGGUGCUCGCCAACGAGAAUGAGGACAAAUGUUGGCAAAUGAAGGGUCCAAUGGACACGACAUAUUGGCCUAUCGUGGACAUUGUAUACACGCGGGGUUAAAAGACAUACACUUCCGCAACCAUGGUGUCAUUGUUUUUAUCAUUUUCACAUCUGCAUUGCAUUUCAGGGAGUUGGAGGGCGCAUUUGGACAAUUGGCUAUUUCUUUCUGCUUUUUACACGAGAUCGGAGAGACAACACCUGGCUGUUUAGGCAGACAGUUUGCUCUCGUUCAUCUAUGUAACAUUAUAUACCCUGUACAUGAGGAUACCAAUCCAGGAAAACAACACAACGGCCGAGCGCAGCUGAGAAGAGGAACAGGAUGUGUGCUUCAUGUGGUUGAGGGUAUCUUGGCAGGCAGCCUAUGAAGGACACCCUCGGCAACAUUAAACAUGGUAAGUACAGUGUGUAGACGAAGGAGGGGCGAUGAGAAUACACCACCCAAGCACUUUGGUUGAA